Messenger RNA from Aspergillus pseudonomiae, 1722 nucleotides. RefSeq lists its product as uncharacterized. The transcript has 7 exons. The record is from RefSeq and is a predicted model, not a curated record. The coding region runs from base 1 to 1722 and encodes 573 amino acids. NCBI's taxonomy places the organism in Eukaryota, Fungi, Ascomycota, Eurotiomycetes, Eurotiales, Aspergillaceae.
AUGCCAUCUCUUUCUUUCUGCCUUCCUGUAAGUGCACCCUCGUCCGUGGUUCCCAACCGCUCACAUCUCGCGUCGCAGAUUCAUCCAACGGAGGUACUUAGUUUGGAUGAGGACACUUGCUCUGAUCUGGUCAACCGGUUUGGUAGGAAUUUGAGACAGUUACUAUCGCUUUACGUGGUACAGAGUUCGAGCGUGUUAGAAGGAGCAAGAAAAGGGGGCCAUAUUCGAUGGCACAUCUUAACAACACAGGCUGGGCAAUCAUCGAAUGCUCGGGACGGAUGUUUGAAGACAUAUGAUGUGUCGGUUACAAUAGACCAAUCGGUGCUAGGGGUAGUUCCCUAUGUUCUAGACGACCCGGAGCUUAGCAAGCUUGGCCGGGCCCUCGGGGAUGAUUUUGACGAUAUCCGGAAACUGAGCUGGGUCCAGUUAGUCGGGGUUCUUCAGUGGCUUCAGGAGGCCAAGAUGAUCGAAGGCUAUAGGGUGCAGGAUAACCAAACACAGGCUGAAAACCUUCAUCCCCACGCCGUCGACGAGCUGGAUCAGAUAUGGGACCAAAUCAUAGCGCUACCGGAAGACCGGAAUACCACUGAAUUCGCUACCCCGGAGCACGUAGCGACACCCAUGGGAGCGGGGACGUCUCGCAUAUUCGAUGCUUUAACUUAUCCGACACCCCCUCCCUCUGUCAAUUCGCCCCAAUACCGAUCCAUUGCUACCCUAUUGUCGAUUGGUAGCCCUUGUUCGUCCCUAGUAAUGACACCCACGGGACCUGCUACGCCUCCUGGGUCUGAUACCGAGACUUCAUGUUAUCCGACCCCAUCUACAUCUUAUUCUCAAUCUCCUCUAGCGGUAGAGUCACUCACGCCUCUGAGUCCUGACAUUCCGAGACGGAGAAAAUCCCGAUGCUUAGAGUUGUGCAGAUUUGGGAAAGACGGCACAGAGCUCCUCGAACAGAGUAAAAUCACGCAAAUCCUCGAAGCGGAAGCUGGACUUCUCGCACAGGACCCUCUUAGACCGCUGCAGCCCUUUCUAGGACUCGGCGAAGCAGAUACAUGUUCCUCGUUAAGUGCACUCGGACUUCCUGUUGUAUGGAUGGGCCUAAAAGGGGCUGUUAAUUACUAUAGACUACUUGAAGCCGUGAAGGGGAAAAAAAUUGUUCUUUGCCCCUUCGCGAAGCACAUAGCGCAAACUUUAUUUUAUCUCAGCUACAAGUGGUUGGAGAAACAUAUGGAUCAGGGUAGGGCCUCUGUUGCUACGUUAAUUCUUAAUACCUGCUCUGAGAAACCAUCAAAGUCUCGUCGUGACAAUGUCACCGGCUAUCAUGUGCGGCGAGGAAAAAUUUGUUGGACGCUUGCAGCGUGCUUGGGCGCCGGUAUCUUGUUGCAUGGUGGUGAUGCCAUACGCACUAUUAUCAAGGAGACUUUCAGUGUUGGCCAGCUCAAUGUUUUUAUAUCCUUUGUCUUGCGCACCCGGCCGGGUAGCGUUCAUCUUUUUCAUUCGCUGGAGCCGGUGGUCAAGGCAAUCAUACUGGGAGUGCCUGCAGGUGAUCUCCGCCCGGUUGUUCUGGCUGAUAAUAAUUUCCUUGUCAGACAAGAGGAACUAAGGUAUGCCUAUGCAACGGACCAGGAAGCCUUGGCAGACCAGACAACGGAAGAGACAUGGCUGGCAAUGAAUGCCGAGUCUAUUGCAAAGGAGAAAAUGCCUGAGUUUCUUCCCAAUUUCUGA